GAGACCGUUAACUAACAGACUGAACACAGAUGUACCACGUGGUGGAAAGAGUUGAAUUGGACACCAUGUCUAGUUAUCGUCAAGGCGUUUUAGUAGGUUUUAGUGAUUCAGAACUGCCAAUUAGCCAGCUGUCGGAGCUGUGCAUUCAGGCAGGAUGUUGUGGAAAGGUCAACUUUACCAACAAAGUGUCUCGUGCCACACUGAAACAUGUGAUUUUAGAGGAGGAAGAUGAAGAGGAAGAAGCUGAUCUAGCUUCUCAGUCUCUGCUGAACAAACUGAUCAGGAAGAAGCUGGUGGAAACAUCCUAUCCUGUUGAGAUUUUGCAGCGGGACCCCCACUCACCGUUGUACUCUGUGAAGACAUUUGAAGAACUGCAUUUAAAGCCAAACCUUCUCAAGGGGAUUUAUUGCAUGGGUUUCAAUCGACCAUCCAGGAUUCAAGAGAGUGCCCUACCAAUGAUGCUUGCCGAUCCACCACAGAACUUAAUUGCCCAGAGUCAGUCAGGAACAGGGAAGACAGCAGCUUUCACCCUGGCUAUGUUGAGCAGAGUAAACCCUGAAGAGAAAUUUCCACAGUGUCUUUGCCUCUCUCCCACUUAUGAGCUGGCUUUGCAAACUGCACAUGUGGUGGAACAGAUGGGGAGUUUCUGCAGGAAUAUUAAAGUGGCUUAUGCUGUUAGAGGAAAUAGAGUUGAGAGAGGCACUGGCGUUAAUGCCCAGAUUGUGAUUGGAACACCAGGGACUGUACUAGACUGGUGCUUCAAGUGGAAGCUAAUUGAUGUGAGGAAGAUCCAGGUGUUUGUAUUGGAUGAGGCUGAUGUGAUGAUUGACACACAGGGAUUCUCUGAUCACAGUGUUCGCAUUCAGAGAACUUUACCUCGGGAGUGUCAGAUGCUGUUAUUUUCUGCAACAUUUGAAGAAAAUGUCUGGCAUUUUGCAGAGCGUAUUGUGCCAGAUCCCAACAUUAUAAAAUUAAGAAGGGAAGAACUGACAUUGGAGAACAUUAAACAGUACUAUGUAUGUUGUAACAAUAAAGAAGAGAAAUAUGAUGCCUUAUGUAACAUCUAUGGUGCCAUCACAAUUGGCCAAGCCAUGAUUUUUUGUCAGACACGAAAAACUGCUAAGUGGUUGGCUGCAAACAUGAUAGAAGAUGGUCAUCAAGUGUCAUUGCUUAGUGGUGAACUGUCAGUGGAGCAGCGUGCUUGUGUUAUUCAACGAUUUCGGGAUGCAAAAGAAAAGGUUUUGAUAGCAACUAAUGUUUGUGCUAGAGGUAUUGAUGUGGAGCAGGUUUCUAUUGUGGUGAAUUUUGAUCUGCCAGUAAACAAAGUGGGCAGUCCAGAUCAUGAGACAUAUCUGCACAGGAUUGGUAGGACUGGGCGGUUUGGGAAGCUGGGCAUUGCAGUCACCAUGGUUGGUGGCAAGCAUGACUUUGAACUUCUGAAAAGUAUAGAGAAGCACUUUGGAAAGAAGAUUAAACUAUUAAAUACUGAAGAUUUGGAUAUACUGGAGCGAAUUGGAAAUUAGAGAAACCACAUUAACUUUUACUACUGGUCCAUGUUCAAAAGAAACCGCUUCUGUUCUAAAAUGUAACUGCUGAAAAAGUUGCAGAGAAACAUAGCUUGUAAUCAGUUUGUUAACUUCUGGAUUUUUCUUGUCUAAACGUUAUUAGUGUUGCUGUUUUUCUGUAUGUUAAAUAAUUAUUGAAUUGUAUCUUGGAAACUGGGGUCUUGGGUCAAAAGGAAACCUGGUGAGAGAGACUUCACUUUAAGAAAGGGGUGUUACCAGUUAACUGAACCAAAAGUUGACCUGUAGCUUAAAUUCUUCAUGAUCAUACCCAAUUUGCCAUACUGAGUUAACUGUUUUAUGCUAACAUAUUCUAGCCUGCCUAAUCAUUUCCUUGCCGUUGAUGGUCUUUUUGACGAGUACUGCAGUACUACUGCAUCAUAAAGUGUGCUGCAGUUCAUAGAAUUAUGUAUGUUUAGAGGACAGUGCCUUUCCUCCAUCCCUGAACACAUGCUUACCUAGUCUCAAAAUCAGUACAUGACAUACCUUUUAUCCUUUUCAUAGUGCUUCUGUUGAGAAGGUAUCUGGAAUGUGAAGUUUGUAUGACAGAUCAAGCACUGUUAUUGUUACUGCUACUGGUUAAGAAAUUAUUAUUGCUUCCAAUUACAUGAUUAUUUUGGUAGUACUUUCUUAUGAGUGUGGUCUUGUAACAAAGUGAGAAAUCACACUUGUACCCCAAUCCCAGUAUGGAUGUCCACAACUUCUCAUAUAUUCUUUAAAAUGGCUGUUUCAUUUGAUACUUUUUGCGUAUAGCACUGUUAAAGAUUUGAUUUGGCACUUACCUAAAAACAUUUUAAAAAGUUUCUGAUAGACAUCAGUGAAAGGCAAUAAUUGUGUAAAAAAUGACAGCUAUUUAUUUGAUUUGUAAAAUUUACUUUUGGGAGAAGUAAAGAGAAUGUUUUUGGCUAUAUAUAUAUAUAUAUAUAUUAAACAUGUAUACAGCUUUGUGGAAAUAAAAUCUAUGAAAUGAAGUUUCAUUUU
This is a messenger RNA of Protopterus annectens (West African lungfish), 2543 nucleotides long. It is a transcript of the gene DDX25, whose product is annotated as DEAD-box helicase 25. Bases 30 to 1523 code for a protein of 497 amino acids. The transcript is spliced from 12 exons. Gene Ontology annotation, biological process: poly(A)+ mRNA export from nucleus. The record is from RefSeq and is a predicted model, not a curated record. NCBI's taxonomy places the organism in Eukaryota, Metazoa, Chordata, Ceratodontiformes, Protopteridae. Gene Ontology annotation, molecular function: ATP binding; RNA binding; RNA helicase activity. Gene Ontology annotation, cellular component: nucleus; cytoplasmic stress granule.